AAAGUUCAAUUUGCAAGUGACGAUGAUCCAUUUAGGGAAACUGCUCUCUUUCAGGACACCUUGGUGUUCAAUAGCCCUUUCACUGAAACGGAGUUUGAAAAUCUCAAUCUGGACACUGAGAUUGUAGAGGAUCCCGAGCUUACAGAGGACAUGGCAACAGGCAAAAGUUGCGAGUAUGAACAAUAUGUUCUUGAUAGCGAGGAUGAAGAAAUGAGUGACAGACAUGUUGGCAAAGAAUUUCUUGAGGAUGAAACUAGUCCAACAAUGAAAAUUCCUUCGACACUCUUCCAGAAAAGACUGCCCAAGCCACCUUGUGAGCAAGUAGAAGCAAACACCACCACUUUUGGGAACUCUACUGCUGAACAUAAUAUGCUUGAAGGCGACAAAAGAGCUUUAGUUGAUUCGGACAGCUUUGAUGACAAAAACCGUUUAUAUCCACCUGCAACGCUAAGUCACAUUCAGUCACCAGAGCCUGGGAAUUCAACCCAGGCUGCUCUUGGCUUUGUGGAUCAGUACUUGUCGUCAAAUGAUAUGGACUUGUUUCAAGAAAUUCAUUGUGGAAAGACCGCUAGGGAGAAAUCACCCCAUGUCCUCAAUGCAAGAGGACCACUAAAUCUUGCCAAGAAAAUUAAAGCCCGAACUAAAAUUGAAGAGAAAAAACCUUUCAAAUGGGUGGACAGUUGCCAACAUGUCAACAGAGGUCGUAUGUUUGGUCAAAAAAUUGAAGCAUCAUCAAGUUUUGGAAGAUACAAACAAACAUAUGCGAGAAGAAGGAAAAAAGGUGGCCAUCUUCAGAGCCAAGGAAACUGUAGUACAAGUAAUACAUUUGAUGAGAAGUUAGGCCGGGGACCGAGAAUGGCAAUUGGAAAUAAUAACUCUCUAAAGGAAAUGAGUGUUCAACCAAGUUCUGUAAGAGAGAAUGCUAAUGUUUAUUCCAGUCUAACACAUGUAGAGGACAUGUCUGAUAUUGGUUUAGGCACUCAAAUAGCUGCUGAAGCAAUGAAUGCCUUAGCUUUAAUGCCCCCUUAUGGCUGCCAGUUCAAUGAUACCCAUCAACCAGAGAAUGCAAUAGACGGCUCUUUGGCUGAUUUCACAGAAAAUGAAAAUCAUCUGAAAAAUUCUUCAAAUAUUCAGAAUCCUAGUUUACAUUCUAUCAAGAUAAAAUCAAAUAAGAAAAAGGCAUCCUCCUCUAGAUUUAGUAAAUUAACUUCUAUCUCAUCUUGCAAGCACACUGACAAACAGGAGUCAAAUGUUGUCUCGGGCAAAAUGAAACAAAUUAUGAAAAGCAAGUCAGCAGCUGAGGGGCGGUUUGAAAAUAAUAAUAGUAUGCCAGAAUGCAGUAAACAUGUAUUGCUUGAAGAGGUUUGCCCACUGGGAGAAUAUACAAGUUUAAGACCUGCUGCCGAAGAAGAAUCCGAACAUAGGAACAAUGAGAGUAGACAUCCAAGAAUCAAAGAUCAACCAAGCCAUUGUACAGAGGAGAACAGUGUCAAGGAGAAGGGUAUUAAACACAAGAGAAAGGGGACUGAUUUAGUGGCUGAUCCAGUGAAGUUGGGUGCUAGGACUAAGCGUCUUACAUUCUUUUCCAAUUCAUGUAUGCUUGCUAAGAAAGUCAAGUUGAAUCAUCUGACCGAAGUUAGCCCACAGUUAUCAGCAACCCGCAGUUUUUCAUGGACUGAUUAUUGGGUUUAUCCAAAAAGAUCAAGAGGGAAAAGAAGGGGGGCUAAUGCGGGAACGAAUCUCAAUGCAUCAUCUGUAAUGUGUAUUGAUGGAAAAGAAAACAAUAUCUUCUCCACUAGAAGUCUAGAGGACCUGACCGAUGCUUCAUGUGUUGAUGAUGCCAGAUGCUUGUUACAGGGGAACUUUGUGCCACCAGGCUCAUCUAGUGAUGCAAUGAAGGAACAAAACUUGCCUGAUACGCACCCUUUAUUGUUGGCACAUGUUGAAAGAUCAUCAAACGAAAGUGUUGCACAAUCAAGAUCAGGAGUUCGAGCUACAGUUGUGCCAAGUGAAGGUGUAAAAGUUUCAAAUGUGAAGCAUUCAUACAUUGAGCAUCACAAAAAACUGUGUGUAAAAACCCAGCCUAAGUCUUCACUUUUGAAAGAGCUUACAAGAUUAGGAGUUCCUGAGUCCAUGUCAGAUAUGAUGUGGAAAGAUCUGAGACAUCAUAGAGGUAUGGCAGACGUUCGAGUUCUGUUUAGUCAGCAUUUGGAUGACAGUAUCAUUAAGCGGCAAACAAAGAUACUGAAACGUCUCAAUAUAUCUGUUGCAACAAGUUCAAUGGAGGCCACACAUUUCGUAGCUGACAAAUUUACACGCACAAAGAAUAUGUUGGAAGUCAUCGCUCUUGGGAAAUUAGUUGUGAAUCACUUAUGGCUCGAGAGCUGUGGACAAGCCAACUGUUUUAUUGACGAGAAAAAUUACAUUCUGAGGGAUAUGAAAAAGGAAAAGGAAAUGGGCUUCAACAUGCCAGUUUCUCUUGCUCUCGCAAGAGAAAAGCCACUCCUAAAGGGUAAAAGAGUUUACAUCACGCCACAUAUUAAACCUGAUAAGGAAGUGAUUGCAAGUUUGGUCACAGCUGUUCAUGGCCAGGUAGUAGAUCAAAGUGAGGUGUGUGCUGACAUGAAUGAUAAUAUCUUGGAUGAUCUGUUGAUUCUUUCUUGUGAAGACGACUAUGCAAUAUGCCACCGUUUAUUUAAGAAAGGAACUGCAGUUUACAGUUCAGAGCUUGUUCUGAAUGGAAUUGUAAUCCAAAAAUUGGAACUGGAGAGACAUCAACUCUUCAUGAAUCAAGUUACAAGGAGUACCAAUUGCCCAAGUGCGUCUAAUAGGUUUGGUAAGGUUUACAGAAGGCGUCAGAGGCUGAUUUAAGAGCGCUCCUUGUGCAAGUUAACAUUCUAAUUAAGAAGAAUCAAAUGAGGUCAAAGUUUAGCUACAGAGCAUGGAAUUAUUCUUUUUAGGGUGCAGAGGAUUAGUUUUAAUGUAAUGAAGAAAUUUCUUGUAUCAAAGAGUUUGGAGAUGAAAAGUUAGCAAGGGAUGCAAUGUGUGUGCUUGAUGAGAAAAUCUCCUUUAUUCUAUUCCAUAUUAUCUUAACUCAUGUAUAAUU
This is a messenger RNA of Vigna unguiculata (cowpea), 3106 nucleotides long. Its product is annotated as BRCT domain-containing DNA repair protein. The record is from RefSeq and is a predicted model, not a curated record. Lineage: Eukaryota; Viridiplantae; Streptophyta; Magnoliopsida; Fabales; Fabaceae.